Leptonychotes weddellii (Weddell seal) is the source of this 8870-nucleotide messenger RNA. The record is from RefSeq and is a predicted model, not a curated record. Lineage: Eukaryota; Metazoa; Chordata; Mammalia; Carnivora; Phocidae.
AUGGUGCUCGUCCCUGGCUACGAGUUAGAAUCACGGGGAAGCUUUUGUGCCGAAGCCACACCCCAGACCAGUCAAACCGGUACCAUGUCCAGGCAUCAGAACCAGAACACCAUCCAGGAACUUCUCCAGAACUGCGCGGACUGUCUGAUGCGGGCAGAGCUGAUCAUGCAGCCGGAACUGAAAUACGGAGAUGGAAUACAGCUGGCUCGGAGCAGAGAACUGGAUGAGUGUUUUGCCCAGGCCAAUGAUCAGAUGGAAAUUACCGAUAGCUUGAUCAGAGAGAUGCGACAGAUGGGCCAGCCCUGUGAUGCUUAUCAGAAAAGACUGCUUCAGCUCCAGGAGCAAAUGCGAGCCCUUUAUAAAGCCAUCAGCGUCCCUCGAGUCCGAAGGGCCAGCUCCAAGGGUGGUGGAGGGUACACCUGUCAGAGUGGCUCUGGGUGGGAUGAAUUCACCAAGCGCCUCACCAGCGAAUGUCUGGGGUGGAUGAGACAGCAGAGGGCGGAGAUGGAUCUGGUGGCCUGGGGCGUGGACCUGGCCUCCGUGGAGCAGCACAUCAGCAGCCACAGAAGCAUCCACAACACCAUCGGGGACUAUCGCUGGCAACUGGACAAAAUCAAAGCCGACCUGCGUGAGAAAUCUGCCAUCUACCAGUUGGAGGAGGAGUAUGAAAACCUGCUGAAAGCGUCCUUUGAGAGGAUGGAUCACCUACGACAGCUGCAGAACAUCAUCCAGGCCACGUCCCGAGAGAUCAUGUGGAUCAAUGACUGUGAGGAGGAGGAGCUGCUCUAUGACUGGAGUGAUCGGAACACCAACAUCGCCCAGAAGCAGGAGGCCUUCUCUAUACGCAUGAGCCAACUGGAAGUUAAGGAAAAAGAGCUCAAUAAGCUUAAACAAGAAAGUGACCAACUUGUCCUCAAUCAGCAUCCGGCUUCAGACAAAAUUGAGGCCUAUAUGGACACUCUUCAGACACAGUGGAGCUGGAUUCUUCAGAUCACCAAGUGCAUUGACGUUCACCUCAAAGAAAAUGCUGCCUACUUUCAGUUUUUUGAAGAGGCCCAGUCAACCGAAGCCUACCUGAAGGGCCUUCAGGACUCCAUCAGAAAGAAGUACCCCUGUGAUAAGAACAUGCCCCUGCAGCGCCUGCUGGAACAGAUCAAAGAGCUGGAGAAAGAACGAGAGAAAAUCCUCGAAUACAAGCGUCAGGUACAGAACUUGGUAAACAAGUCCAAGAAGAUUGUGCAGCUGAAACCACGGAACCCAGACUAUAGAAGCAACAAACCCAUCAUUCUCAGGGCUCUCUGUGACUACAAACAAGACCAGAAAAUCGUGCACAAAGGGGAUGAGUGCAUCCUGAAGGACAAUAAUGAGCGCAGCAAGUGGUAUGUGACGGGUCCUGGAGGUGUGGACAUGCUCGUCCCUUCUGUCGGUCUGAUUAUCCCUCCUCCAAAUCCUCUGGCCGUAGACCUCUCGUGCAAGAUUGAGCAGUACUAUGAGGCCAUCUUGGCUCUGUGGAACCAGCUGUACAUCAACAUGAAGAGCCUGGUGUCCUGGCACUACUGCAUGAUCGACAUUGAGAAAAUCAGGGCCAUGACUAUCGCCAAGCUGAAAACGAUGCGGCAGGAAGAUUACAUGAAGACAAUAUCUGACCUUGAGCUACAUUACCAAGAGUUCAUCAGAAACAGCCAGGGCUCGGAGAUGUUUGGAGAUGAUGAUAAGCGGAAAAUGCAGUCUCAGUUCACGGAUGCCCAGAAGCACUACCAGACCCUGGUCAUACAGCUCCCUGGCCACCCCCAGCACCAGACAGUAACCACAACUGAAAUCACUCAUCAUAGCUCCUGCCAAGAUCUCAACCAUAAUAAAGUGAUUGAAACCAACAGAGAAAACGACAAGCAGGAAACAUGGAUGCUGAUGGAGCUCCAGAAGGUUCGCAGGCAGAUGGAGCACUGUGAGGGCAGAAUGGCCCUUAAAAACAUCCUUCUAGCAGACCAAGGGUCUACGCACCACAUCACAGUGAAAAUAAAUGAGCUCAAGAGUGUGCAGAACGAUUCUCAAGCAAUUGCUGAAGUUCUCAACCAGCUGAAAGAUAUGCUAGCUAACUUCAGAGGUUCAGAAAAAUACUGCUAUUUACAGAAUGAGGUAUUUGGACUGUUCCAGAAACUGGAAAACAUCAAUGGUGUUACAGAUGGCUACUUAAACAGACUGUGGGACUUGGAGAAACAAAUUAAGCAACUGAGGAAUUAUCGUGAUAACUAUCAGGCUUUCUGCAAGUGGCUCUAUGAUGCCAAACGCCGCCAGGAUUCCUUAGAAUCCAUGAAGUUUGGUGACUCCAACACAGUCAUGCGAUUUUUGAAUGAGCAGAAGAACUUGCACAAUGAAAUAUGUGGCAAACGAGACAAAUCAGAAGAAGUUCAAAAAAUUGCCGAACUUUGUGCAAAUUCGAUUAAGGAUUAUGAACUCCAGCUUGCAUCAUACACCUCAGGCCUGGAGACUCUCCUGAACAUACCUAUCAAGAGAACCAUGGUGCAGUCUCCCUCUGGGGUGAUUCUGCAAGAGGCUGCUGAUAUGCAUGCUCGGUACAUAGAACUACUUACAAGGUCUGGAGACUAUUAUAGAUUCUUAAGUGAGAUGCUGAAGAGUUUGGAAGAUCUGAAGCUGAAAAAUACCAAGAUUGAAGUUUUGGAAGAGGAGCUCAGACUGGCCCGGGAUGCCAAUUCUGAAAACUGCAACAAGAACAAAUUCCUGGAUCAGAACCUGCAGAAAUACCAGGCAGAAUGUUCCCAGUUCAAAGCCAAGCUCGUGAGCCUGGAGGAGCUCAAGAGGCAGGCGGAGCUGGAUGGGAAGUCAGCGAAGCAAAACCUGGACAAGUGCUAUGGCCAAAUAAAAGAACUCAACGAGAAGAUCACCCGGCUGACUUACGAGAUCGAAGACGAGAAGCGGAGGAGGAAGGCCGUGGAAGACAGAUUUGACCAACAGAAGAGUGACUAUGACCAGCUGCAGAAGGCCAGGCAGUGUGAGAAGGAGAGCCUUGGCUGGCAGAAAAUGGAGUCUGAGAAGGCCAUCAAGGAGAAGGAGUACGAGAUAGAAAGGUUGAGGGUUCUUCUGCAGGAGGAGGGCGCCCGGAAGAGAGAAUAUGAAAAUGAGCUGGCAAAGGUAAGAAACCACUAUAAUGAGGAGAUGAGUAAUUUAAGGAACAAGUAUGAAACAGAGAUUAACAUUACGAAGACCACCAUCAAGGAGAUAUCCAUGCAGAAAGAGGAUGAUUCCAAAAAUCUGAGAAACCAGCUUGACCGCCUCUCGAGGGAAAAUCGAGACCUGAAGGAUGAAAUCGUCAGGCUCAAUGACAGCAUCCUGCAGACCACCGAGCAGCGGCGGCGGGCCGAGGAGGAUGCCCUGCAGCAGAAGGCCUGUGGCUCAGAGAUGCUGCAAAAGAAGCAACAUCUGGAGAUCGAGCUGAAGCAGGUCAUCCAGCAGCGCUCCGAGGACAACGCAAGACACAAGCAGUCCCUGGAGGAGGCUGCAAAGACCAUUCAGGACAAAAACAAGGAGCUAGAGAGACUCAAAGCUGAGUUUCAGGAGGAGGCCAAGCGCCGCUGGGAAUAUGAGAAUGAACUGGCUAAGGUAAGAAACAAUUAUGAUGAGGAAAUCAUUAGCUUAAAGAACCAGUUCGAGACGGAGAUCAACGUCACCAAGACAACCAUCCACCAGCUCACCAUGCAGAAGGAAGAGGACACCAGUGGCUACCGAGCCCAGAUCGACAACCUCACCAGGGAAAACCGGAGCCUGUGUGAGGAAGUAAAGCGGCUAAAGAACACGUUGGCCCAGACCACGGAGACUCUCAGGAGGGUGGAGGAAAACGCCCAGCAGCAGAAGGCCACCAGCACCGAGGUGUCACAGAGGAAACAGCAGCUGGAGAUCGAGCUGAGGCAGGUCACUCAGAUGCGCACCGAGGAGAGCGUGCGAUACAAGCAGUCGUUGGAUGACGCUGCCAAGACGAUCCAGGACAAAAACAAGGAGAUAGAAAGGUUAAAGCAACUGAUAGAGACGGAAACCAGCGCACGGAAGUGCCUGGAAGAGGAGAACGUGAAGUUGCAAAGGGCCCAGUAUGAGCUGCAGAAAGCGAACAGCAGUGCAACCGAGACGAUCGGCAAGCUGAAGGUUCAGGAGCAAGAGCUCACGCGCCUGAGGCUCGACUACGAGAGGGUCUCCCAGGAGAGGACCGUGAGGGACCAGGACAUUGCGCGGUUCCAGAGCUCUCUGAAGGACCUGCAGCUGCAGAAGCAGAAGGUGGACGAGGAGCUGAGCCGGCUGAGGAGGGCCGCCUCAGAAGACUCAUCGAAAAGGAAGAAGCUGGAGGAUGAGCUGGAGGGCAUGAGGAGGUCUCUGAAGGAGCAGGCGAUAAAAAUCACCAGCCUGACCCAGCAGCUGGAGCAGGCGUCCAUCGUCAAGAAACGCAGUGAGGAUGACCUUCGGCAGCAGAGGGAAGUGCUGGACAGCCACCUGAGGGACAAGCAGAGGACCCAGGAGGAGCUCAGAAGGCUCUCCUCUGAGGUUGAGGCCCUGAGGCGGCAGUUGCUUCAGGAGCAGGAAAGUGUCAAACAAGCUCACCUGAGGAACGAGCAUUUCCAGAAGGCGAUAGAGGAUAAGAGCAGAAGCUUGAAUGAAAGCAAAAUCGAAAUCGAGAGGCUGCAGUGUCUCACAGAGAACCUGACCAAGGAGCACUUGAUGCUGGAGGAAGAGCUUCGGAACCUGAGGCUGGAGUACGACGACCUCAGGAGGAGCCGGAGUGAGGCGGAUAGUGACAAAAACACGACCAUCUCUGAACUCAGGAGCCAGCUGCAGAUCAGCAACAACCGGACCAUGGAACUGCAGGGGCUGAUUAAUGAUUUACAGAGAGAGAGGGAAAAUUUGAGACAGGAAAUUGAGAAAUUCCAAAAGCAGGCAUUAGAGGCAUCUAACAGGAUUCAGGAAUCAAAGAACCAGUGCACUCAGGUGGUGCAGGAAAGAGAGAGCCUUCUGGUGAAGAUCAAAGUUCUGGAGCAGGACAAGAGCAGGCUGCAGAGGCUGGAGGACGAGCUCACUCGCCUGAAGACAACGCUGGAGGCGGAAAGCAGGCUGAAACAACGCCUGGAGUGUGAGAAACAGCAAAUCCAGAAUGACCUCAAUCAGUGGAAAACCCAGUAUUCCCGCAAGGAAGAGACCAUUAGGAAGAUCGAGUCGGAAAGAGAAAAGAGCGAGAGAGAGAAGAACAGCUUCAGGAGCGAGAUCGAGAGACUGCAGGCAGAGAUCAAGAGGAUCGAGGAGCGGUACAGGCGCAAACUGGAGGAUUCCACCCGGGAGACGCAGUCGCAGUUGGAAACAGAGCGCUCCCGCCUUCAGAGGGAAAUCGACAAGCUCAAGCAGCGCCCCUACGGGUCCCAUCGGGAGACCCAGACUGAGUGCGAGUGGACCGUUGACUCCUCCAAGCUGGUGUUCGAUGGACUGAGGAAGAAGGUGACGGCCAUGCAGCUCUACGAGUGCCAGCUGAUUGACAAAACAACCUUGGACAAACUGUUGAAGGGGAAAAAGUCAGUGGAAGAAGUUGCCUCUGAAAUCCAGCCUUUCCUUCGGGGUGCAGGAGCUAUUGCUGGGGCAUCUGCUUCCCCCAAGGAGAAGUACUCUCUGGUGGAGGCCAAGAGAAAGAAACUACUCACCCCAGAAUCCACAGUCAUGCUCCUGGAGGCCCAGGCAGCUACAGGCGGUAUAAUCGACCCCCACAGGAAUGAGAAGCUGACUGUGGACAAUGCUAUCGCUCGGGACCUCAUCGACUUCGAUGACCGUCAGCAGAUAUACACUGCAGAGAAAGCUGUCACUGGUUUUGACGAUCCGUUUUCGGGCAAGACGGUCUCGGUUUCGGAAGCCAUCAAGAAAAAUCUGAUCGACAGAGAAACUGGAAUGCGCCUGCUGGAGGCCCAGAUUGCAUCAGGGGGUGUGGUGGACCCCGUGAAUAGCGUCUUUUUGCCAAAAGAUGUAGCGUUGGCCCAUGGGCUGAUUGACAGAGAUUUGUAUCGGUCCCUGAAUGAUCCCCGAGAUAGUCAGAAAAACUUUGUGGAUCCAGUCACCAAAAAGAAAGUCAGUUACAUGCAACUGAGGGAACGGUGCAGAAUCGAACCACACACUGGUCUGCUCUUGCUGUCGGUGCAGAAGAGAAGUAUGUCCUUCCAAGGAAUCAGACAACAGGUGACCGUUUCUGAGCUGGUAGAUUCUGGUAUAUUGAGACCAUCCACUGUAAAUGAACUGGAAUCAGGUCAGAUUUCUUAUGACGAGGUUGGCGAGAGAAUUAAAGACUUCCUUCAGGGUUCAAGUUGCAUAGCAGGCAUAUACAAUGAGACCACGAAGCAGAAGCUUGGCAUUUAUGAGGCCAUGAAAAUAGGCUUGGUCCGACCUGGUACUGCUCUGGAGUUGCUGGAAGCCCAAGCAGCCACUGGCUUUAUAGUGGAUCCUGUUAGCAACUUGAGGUUACCGGUGGAGGAAGCCUACAAAAGAGGCCUGGUGGGCAUUGAGUUCAAAGAGAAGCUCCUGUCUGCAGAACGAGCGGUCACCGGGUAUAAUGAUCCUGAAACAGGAAACAUCAUCUCUUUGUUCCAAGCCAUGAACAAGGAACUCAUUGAAAAGGGCCAUGGCAUUCGUUUAUUGGAAGCACAGAUCGCGACGGGCGGGAUCAUCGACCCGAAGGAGAGCCAUCGUUUGCCAGUUGACAUGGCCUACAAGAGGGGCUACUUUAAUGAGGAGCUCAGUGAGAUUCUCUCAGAUCCGAGUGACGAUACGAAAGGAUUUUUUGACCCCAACACAGAAGAAAAUCUUACCUAUCUGCAACUAAAAGAAAGAUGUAUCAAAGAUGAGGAGACCGGGCUCUGUCUUCUGCCCCUGAAAGAAAAGAAGAAGGAGGUGCAGACAUCACAAAAGAAUACUCUCAGGAAGCGUAGAGUGGUCAUCGUUGACCCAGAAACCAACAAGGAGAUGUCUGUUCAGGAGGCCUACAAGAAGGGCCUGAUAGAUUAUGAAACCUUCAGAGAACUGUGUGAGCAGGAGUGUGAGUGGGAAGAAAUAACCAUCACUGGGUCCGAUGGCUCCACCAGGGUGGUCCUGGUAGAUAGGAAGACGGGCAGUCAGUAUGAUAUUCAAGACGCUGUUGACAAGGGCCUCAUUGACGGGAAGUUCUUUGAUCAGUACCGAUCCGGCAGCCUCAGCCUCACUCAGUUUGCUGAUAUGAUCUCCUCGAAAAACGGUGUUGGCGGCAACAGCAGUGGUAUAGGGGGCGGUGUCAGCGAUGAUGUGUUUAACAACUCACGACACGAGUCAGUAAGUAAGACUUCCACCAUCUCCAGUGUCAGGAACAUAACCAUCAGGAGCAGCUCUCUGUCCGACCCCCUGGAAGAAUCGAGCCCCAUUGCAGCCAUCUUUGACACAGAAAACCUAGAGAAGAUCUCCAUUACGGAAGGAAUAGAGCGGGGCAUUGUUGAUAGCAUCACUGGUCAGAGGCUUCUGGAGGCUCAGGCCUGCACGGGCGGCAUCAUCCACCCAACCAGAGGUCAGAAGCUGUCACUUCAGGACGCAGUCUCCCAGGGCCUGAUUGACCAAGAUAUGGCCACCAGGCUGAAGCCCGCCCAGAAAGCCUUCAUUGGCUUUGAAGGCGUGAAGGGAAAGAAGAAGAUGUCAGCAGCAGAGGCAGUAAAAGAAAAAUGGCUCCCCUACGAGGCAGGUCAGCGCUUCCUGGAGUUCCAGUACCUCACCGGAGGCCUUGUGGACCCAGAAGUGCAUGGGAGGAUAAGCACGGAAGAAGCCAUCAGGAAGGGGUUCAUCGACGGCAGAGCGGCUCAGAGGCUGCAAGACACCAGCAGCUAUGCCAAAAUCCUGACCUGCCCCAAAACCAAAUUAAAAAUAUCCUAUAAGGAUGCCAUGAAUCGCUCCAUGGUGGAAGAUAUCACCGGCCUUCGCCUUCUGGAGGCCGCCUCUGUUUCAUCUAAGGGCUUGCCUAGCCCUUAUAACAUGUCUUCUGCCCCAGGCUCCCGUUCAGGAUCCCGCUCCGGCUCUCGCUCUGGUUCCCGCAGUGGGUCCCGGAGAGGAAGCUUUGAUGCAACGGGGAAUUCUUCCUACUCUUACACCUACUCCUUUAGCAGUAGCUCUAUUGGGCACUAGUAGUCAGUUAGUUGCUAUUUCCUUGGCUUCAUUUAUGUGAAUUUUCACUUUACUAAAUACUUUACUAAAAGAAAAUCUAGUGCUUGCAGUAUAGUGACAGAGCUUUCUAUGAUUAAGAAGACAUAACCUUGGUUGAAAUCAAAUAGUAAAGGCUGUUCUGGCUUUUUAUCUUCUUAGCUCACCCAAAGUACAUAACACGCUGGAUGUAGUGUGUAUGAAGUGACAAUCAGUUGUAAGGAUAGCACAAAUUGAAUCUAGAGUCUGUUCCUUCUGUGUUUAGAUUUUUGAUCGAUUCGUGUACUUCUUUUGGCCUAUAAUACAGAUUUCUGUUCUUGGAGAUGAAAUUAAGCUGCUCAUGGACACUUUAGUCAUCAUUCUGUUUCUCAUCUAAAUAUUUCCAUUUUCUGUAUUAGGAGAAAAUUCUCUCUCCCAUUCUCCCUAGAAUAGUCCACCCCAAACCCAAACAUUUUGGAACGAGUCUCCUUUAGUUUUAGAUUGUGGAUUAUGUAACCUAUAUACUCUUACAUGCACCUGUUUGGUUUGGCAUUAAUUUGACUAUAUGUGAGUGAUAGCAGCAAUCUUUGCUUCUCUUUGCUCAAAGUUUUCUGUUUAUUUUGCUUGUCAUUUACUAUGUACUUUAAAAAGGUGUCUUUAUGAAGUUUGCUAUUCUGGCAAUAAACUUUUCGACUUUUGAA